CCGAAGCACCCCUUCCGGGAUUGUCCCCAGGGCUGGAAGAGUCCUUACAAAGCGUUUUCUCUAAUCUGAUUCUCCCAUUAACAGCGGACCAACCUUUCUAAAGCGAAGCCAAGUUGGCAAAUUGCAUUAUAUAUAAUACAUUAUCUUCUUUUGGGACUCACAACCACCCAACCGGGAGGCUUACAAGUUUCCGGCAAACAGGAGACCAGAGGCAGAAAGUGACCCAGCCAAGAUCACCCAGCAAAUAGCAAAUCUCCUCCCACUCCCCCACGUUCCGCCCCCCGCCCCCUCUUGUCCUCCCCCCGCCCUUCUCCCCCCGCACCCCCCCACCCCCCCCGCUGGGCCGCUCGGGCUCGCGCGCUGGGAGCGGGUGCGGAAAGAUGUCGGACGCGGCUGUGGCGGACACUCGGCGCCUUAACUCGAAGCCUCAGGACCUGACGGACGCCUACGGGCCGCCAAGCAACUUCUUGGAGAUCGACAUCUUCAACCCGCAGACAGUGGGCGUGGGUCGAGCGCGCUUCACCACAUACGAGGUCCGGAUGCGGACAAACCUACCCAUCUUCAAGCUGAAGGAGUCAUGUGUGCGGCGACGCUACAGUGACUUUGAGUGGCUAAAGAAUGAACUGGAGCGGGACAGUAAGAUUGUAGUGCCACCGCUGCCUGGGAAAGCCUUGAAGAGGCAGCUCCCCUUCCGAGGAGACGAAGGCAUCUUUGAGGAGUCCUUCAUCGAGGAGAGGAGGCAGGGCCUCGAACAGUUUAUUAACAAAAUCGCCGGGCACCCAUUGGCUCAGAAUGAGCGCUGCCUACACAUGUUCCUGCAGGAGGAGACGAUCGACAGGAACUACGUCCCUGGGAAGGUGCGCCAAUAGGAAAGCCCUCUGGCCACCUGCCUUCCGCCUUCCUGGCAAAAUGACACUGAUUUUUACACUAAGCCUCUCUCUCUCUUGAUCUGCAGUGGCUGUCGUCCCCCGGCCUGUCUGUCUGCCAUCGUUCUCCCUGGCACUUGGCCAUACUGUGGGCACUCUUCUAAGAUCCUCCUCUCUAAAGAGAGGUGGGAAGCUGCGGGCAGAGGUCCUGGGCUUUUAGGGGGAGGGGUCAGGAAUUGGACUGAAAGGCACUUGUUUGGGCUUCCUCUUGGGCAACAAGGCUAGCCUGGGGGGCUGGUGCUUCAGUGGCACUAGGCCAAACAGGUCAGCGAUGCUGUGAGUCUAAGGGAGGUUCCCCACUCCAAAGUUUAACCUGGAACUCUGAGCAGGGAGCACCCCUGCCCCUUCUACCUGCAUGGAACCUUCCUUUUGCCCUGUAGUGGGAUGGGAGACUCCCGUGGGCUCUCCCAAUUUUCUCUCUUCCUCUCCCCACUUCUCUCUACAUUUUCUUGGUUCCCUUUCCCACUCUUAUGUUGCUAUCUGGGGCAGUCAUCAACCUGAAAGCCAAGCAGCCAGGCCCGUGGAUUCGCUGGGCCUGUCGUUACUUAGGUGCCUCAGAGUCGCUAGAGACUUCUGGGGAAGCAGAGAGGUCCCCGCUGGCUUUCUGCCACUCUCAGGGCCCCUAGCUGCUUCCCGGGCCUGGCUGGCUUUUCACUGUCUGUCCUUAAUUGAGCAGCGAGGGUCAGCAGCCCUUUUCCUGAACCUGGUAGAAGCGUGGGUUGCCUUGCACAGUUGGUGGCUCAUGGGCGAUGGUGCAGAGUGAGAACGGUUUCUCGUCUCCGAGACUCCCAGUGGCCAAAAAGGACACCCUCCUACUCUCCUUCCUCUCCGAAAUCUCACGCCACUUUUUGUUCCCAAAGGGCAGAGCUACUUGAACGGAUAAUGUAGUCUGACUUCCAGCAAGCACUUUGAGCUGGUAAAUGGGGCUGAGGGCAAAAACUUGUCAUCCUCGCCCCCGCUUUGGUCACAGGGUCAUUGAGCUUUCUGUACCUGGUUCUUCACGGACCACCGGUGGUUCCUCUAGAAGCUGGCCUGGGGCUGGGAGCUGGCUUGGGAGUUGCCCUAGCCUUUAGUACAAAGCAGCUUCCAGGAGCUACCCUGGGCACCGGGCUGAAAUGCAGCCUGUUGUCUGGCCCCAGAGUAGGAAGCAUCAAUAGGAGGACCUUCCCUGGAUCCCUUCAGAAACCUAGGCUCCCCAUCAUAGUAAGAUGUCAAGGGAAGGGAGGGCUAGCCUGAUCUGGGGAGGGAGGAUUGGGUCCCGGCUUGGGAUCGGGAGCUUGUCUGGAGUCCAAAGUGCCCCCAGGACAGAGGUCGGCUCUAGUUAGUGAGGCUGUGCCCAGGAGCAGCUCCCAGAGAGAGGCUCUGUUUCCUUUCCCACCUUGCUAAUGUUGUUGUUGUUGUUGAACUAUCUGCUUCCUUUUUUGAGCUGUAGCUUCUGGUCUGUAUUUUUUAAGACAUUCCUUCAGCAUGCACCAGUGCUGAGAGUCUGAUGCCCCAUCUCUGCUGUGUAUAUAUCCUACCUUGGGAGUUCCGAACUUCUGUCAGACGAUGUCAUAUCCAACUUCUGUUCAUAUUAAACCACUGUGAAGCAA
Antechinus flavipes (yellow-footed antechinus) is the source of this 2518-nucleotide messenger RNA. RefSeq names its product sorting nexin 12 (gene SNX12). Gene Ontology annotation, cellular component: retromer complex; early endosome membrane. Lineage: Eukaryota; Metazoa; Chordata; Mammalia; Dasyuromorphia; Dasyuridae. Gene Ontology annotation, biological process: late endosome to Golgi transport; endocytic recycling. The transcript is spliced from 5 exons. Gene Ontology annotation, molecular function: phosphatidylinositol-3-phosphate binding. The coding region runs from base 381 to 869 and encodes 162 amino acids. The record is from RefSeq and is a predicted model, not a curated record.